AGCCACAGAUGUCACCUCCUCUUUCUCUCUCAGAGGGUUUUAUUUUGAAAGGCGGUACCGGAGGUGCUGCAGGUGACAGUGUCGGGCCAUUGACGUGUCCAGGUGUGUUCCUGCCAGCGGACAUGGGGCUGGUUUACUCUGAGCCGGCCUGUCAGUCAGCGUAUGACGGAGACCUCCAUCAGCUGUAUCACGUCCUCAUAGAGGACGCUAACCAGCUGAAUGUCCAGGAGAAGCAUAGCGGGGACACGCCCCUCAUCGCCGCCUGUCGUAAAGGACACGUGAGGACUGUACAGUACCUGCUGGAGAACGGGGCGGACGUUCACCUGACCAAUCAGAAACAGAGGACGUGUCUUCAUUAUGUGUCCCGGAGGACGUUCUCUCUGCUGGAUUACCUCAUGAUCGCCAUCCUCAUGCCCAUCCUGCUGCUCGGGUACUUCAUCAUGCUCCAGAAGCAGAGACAGAACGUGUCUCUGAUGGCGGCCGUGCUGAGCAGCAACGUCAACAUCGAUGCCGUCGAUUACAAAGGAAACACUGCUCUUCAUUACGUCUGUCAGAGGAAAAGUCAUCGUCUGGUUCCUCUGCUGCUGGAGAAAAACGCUGACACCAACAUCCAAAAUAACGACGGAGAGACACCGCUGGACAUCGCCACCAGGCUGAGGUUCAAGAAGAUUGUCAACAUGCUGAGGAAGACACAGUGACAGACAGACAGACAGACAGACCGACAGACAGAGGACAUUUAGUCUGUAACUGAGUCUCAGUGUUGUGUGAAAAAAAUCUUUCAUUGCAGGAAGAAAAACUUUCGACUUGUCUCGACCGUUUAUUUACUGAAUAUAUAUAAAUCUAUAAAUCAGUAACUGAUAAUUCAGAGUUCGAUCCUUAAGCAGGAAACUUCAAACUGCUCUUCCGAUGAAAAACACACUUUUAUUUUGACGGCCCUAAAUGACCAAAAACGAAUUGAAGUUUGGAGUUCAGUUAUCUGAGUUAAGAAGAAGGAAGUUCUUCUUUAACUGAAGCUGGUGGAAAAUAUUUAUCUGCUCCAAAGUUAGGGACUGUUCUUUACUUACGAGGGAGGAGAGGGAGGUGCAGAAAGGCAAACAACUGUAAAUGGCUGCAGUUUGUCUUCCAAAACAUGUUUGAAAGGCAUGUUUUCUUUAAAAAAAAAAUUUGAAUUUUUUUUUGGCAAUAAAAAGAAAAAUGGUGUUUUUUGUUUUGUUUUUUAGGUAAAAAUGCCUUUCAAGCCCAUCUCAGGUUGGCAAGACAUGUUUUCUUUAAAAACAUGUUUAAUUUUUUUUUCUUUAAACUUUAUUUUGCAUCUUAUGUUUAUUUUUGGCAAUUUUUUUUUCUUGAAAAGUUUUGGGAAAGUUGUUUUGCUUUUUCUUAAAGUUUUGGAUUUUUUAUUUUUUUUAAACUUUUUAAGGAAAACAUGUCUUUGCAAACCCACCUCAACCCGACCCAAUUUUUUGUUGUUGGAAUUGUUUUUGUUUGUUCUUAUUAUUAUUAUUUUGUAUUUUUUAAGCACUUGGGGAGGGACAUAUGUUUUUUAUUUUGGCUCAGAGGAGUGGCAUACAGAUUUAAAUGUCUGUAAUUUGUAUUUAUUUCACUGCUGAUUUUUACAGAAAACAUGCUGUUGUGUUGUUUGCAGACAUGUUUUCUGUAAAAAUCACCAAAAUUACACCAUGAAUCACAACCAGAAACUGUACAAACAGAAAUUAUUGUUGGAUUUUCAAAUUUCUGACGGUCCUUGGACACAUCAUGUGUGAUGAACGCUUACGUCAGAAAAAAGAACAUAUCUUAAAACAGGGUUAGUGAUAGUUCAUCAGAAUCACUUUAUUCUACGUCUCAUUUGAAAUUCGUCUAAAAAUAAAGUGUUUGAAUGAUGAGUGAAAAACUGAGACUUUUUCAACUUUAAACUUUCAAACAUUAAAAAUCUAUAAAAUCAUUUAUGGUGGAGGGAGGGUCAAAAUAAAAACAGCCACCCCUCUUCUGAUAAAUACAGAACAGUCCCUAAUCAUUUUUUUUUUUUUUUUUUGUGAAGCCAGGAUGAAAUAUUCUGAUUGAUUUAUUCAGUCGCUGUAAGAAAGUAAAGCUUUUCAGACUCAGUUAAAAACAGACAGAACUUAAGCAGAUGGAGAUUUUUGUAAAGUCGUCUUCAGUUUAUUGUUACAGGAUGUUUUUAAUGUGAUCAGAUGUUUCUGAUGUUUUUUUUUUUUUUUCAUUUCAUUUAAAGUGAAUUCUGAUUGUUAUUGAAUCCAUCUGUCUCUCUGGUUUUGUUAAACUGUUCAUGGUCAAACAUCAACAGUGAGCUAACUCUGUUAGCCUAGCUUAGCACAAAGACUGGAAUAACAAUAAAAUAUCCUCAUUUCUUCUUUCAGAUAAAUCAGACACAAAUAACUAAAUAAAAGCAGUAAAACUGUCAGAAGAAAAGAUGUGUAGAAACAGUCUGUAGAUAAAAGUGUAACAUACAGAUCAUCUUAUACAUUUCAAAUUCUACUUUUCUGUAUUUCAAAAUAAACGUGGUUAUUAAUGAAACAUAAACACUGUCGUUGUUUCUCAGAUUUAUUAGACAGUUUCAUCAAAAACUGGUUCAUAAUUAGCAAAAAUACAAUAGAUUAAGAUAUGUUGCUGAAAUUAUUUUAAAGCCAUUAUCUAAAUAAAAGUUUAGUCCCGCCCACGACAAUUCAAACCACAUAAUUGGAUAUUGCGUCCCCCCCAACAUUGAUUGACAGGUCCUUUAACUAAUACUUAACACGUAUUUAAAAUGUUGGAAACGUUUUGAGACGCUAACAUGCUAACAUCAACAUGAGCUGAGGUUGGAUGCUAACAUUAGCACCUUGUUGUAUUUUUUUAACCACGCUUCGAGCUGCAGUUCCUCUGAUGUCCACCAGAUGGUGCUGUGAUCAAACUCUGUUGAAUGAGAAAACCUCUGACGUCUCCCUACAAAAACAAAGUUCAGCUUUCAGCAGAUUCACUGAGCUUCUUCACACAUCUGUCUGACAGGAUUUUCACAAUAAAAGUUCUGUUAAUUACAAACUGAAGAAAAAAAUCAUACACAGGUUUGUUUGGUUAGCAUUAAAAAAACACGUCGGACAUAGAAACAAAUACACAGGUUUUUAUACAGAGUAAAACACAAAAUAAAACACAGAUAUAAACACAAGUGACUAUGUUCCAGCUGGUCACGUGACGGAUUAAUGAAAAAUUAAACAGUUUCGACUUGUUGAAAUAAAAUCUGACAUAAAAUCAAUAAACAGCUUCAGGAUGUUGUUUUUAGGUGCGUUCAUGAGCAGCAGGUCACAGGACGGACUGUUUCAACAGAUGAACUCCUCAAACACACCAACUGCUAACAUGCUAACAAUGAUAAUGCUAAAAGUGAUAACGCUAACAGAAAUAAUGCUAACUUGCUGAUGGUUAGCAUGCUAACAUUAGCUAAUAAGCAGUAAACACAAAGUACAGCUGAGACUGAUGAGAUGUCUUCAGUCUUCAGUGGUGGAAAGUACUUUUACUCAGAUACUGUAGUUCAGUAGUACUUGUACUUUAUUUGAGUAUUUACGCUUCAUGCUACUUUAUAUUUCUACUCCACAUUUCAGAGGGAAAUAUUAGACUUUUACCGCAUUAGUUUGCCUGAUAGUUACAUUUAUAUUAAAAAAAAACUGAUAUGAUGCAGAACUAUAAUAAUAAUAAUCCACCUAUUGGUAGAUAAAAUAUCUAAAACUGUCUCCACGUUGAUGAAGUACAAGUUAAAAUGCACUGAUUGGUGAAAAACUAAUAAAAUAUCAUAAUCUAUAAUAACGAAACAUUCUGCACAGUAAGUAUUUUUAUGUGUUAUACUUCAUGGGCAUUUUGCUUCAGCAUCAGUGUCAAAAAAUAUUCAGGCCAAUAAAGCUUAUUUGAGUUUAAAACAGACUACAUUUUUACUUUUAGUUUGAAAUUUGAGUAAAAACAGUAAAAACAAACAGUGUGAUGUGGCUGUAAGGUGUGUACAAUGUGUUUAAAUCCACACACACACACACACACACACACACA
This is a messenger RNA of Epinephelus moara (kelp grouper), 4020 nucleotides long. It is a transcript of the gene ankrd22, whose product is annotated as ankyrin repeat domain 22. The coding region runs from base 9 to 698 and encodes 229 amino acids. The transcript has 6 exons. Gene Ontology annotation, molecular function: protein binding. The record is from RefSeq and is a predicted model, not a curated record. Lineage: Eukaryota; Metazoa; Chordata; Actinopteri; Perciformes; Serranidae.